Molecule: messenger RNA, 1861 nt
Organism: Apis florea (little honeybee)
Lineage: Eukaryota; Metazoa; Arthropoda; Insecta; Hymenoptera; Apidae
Source: RefSeq, a predicted model, not a curated record
CUUUACUAUUUUAAUUUAUAAAUAUAUGUUCUAAAUAAGAUUUGUAUUUUUAUUGUAUUGGAAUAAAUUUGAAAUAAAUAAAAUGUCAAUUUCUGAUACUGAUUGGAAUGAAAUGUUAAAAGUUGCUAAAUUACAGCAACAAGAAUAUUAUGAACUUUUACCAGAAUGGACAAAGUAUACUGCAAAUGAAUAUAAAUAUUUAAGACAAAAUAUUGGAUAUGCAAUUUUUGGACCUCCAUCAGAAAAUAAGGAAAACAAAGAUGUAUACAUUGAAGAUAAAGAAAUAGGAGAAGAUGGAAAAAUGAAAGAUGUUACUGAUGCACUUUAUUAUUCAUCUGAUGCCAACAAUAUUAUAAAUAUGAUUUAUAAGCAAGUACUUGCAUAUGGUGAAGGAUGUAUAGAUGAAAAAACAAUACAUUAUGGAGUAAUUUACAAUAUAUCAUUUCGUACUAAAAAUAAUUUCAUUCAAGUAUCUAAUUCAAAAAAAGAAGAAAUAAUUAAUUCAGAGAAGAAAGAUACAAUUCAAAUAUAUUCAACACCAAUUUUUAAAAUAAGACAUUCAAAUGAAACUUGUAUGGAGAAAGAAACAUGGUAUAUUGAUAUAAAUGCUAGAGUAUAUAAAAGUUGGAUAGAUUAUAUAAAACAUAAUACUUUACCAAAAUGUACAAUGGUUCUUCCAAAAGAUGGAUUUUAUCAUCCUAAUUCAAAUUAUGAAAUUACUGAAGAAUAUUCAACAGUGUGUUUGGAAAUUUUAAACUCACCUGCAUGUAGAUUUAAAACAAGUAUUCUUAAUCUUGGAGAUAUAGUUUCUACAUUAGGUAGUAUAUGUGGAGUUGGUUUGGGUAUAGCAUCUGUUUUUACACCCAUUGGACCAUUUGUGAUAGGUGCGACAAUAGCUUCUGGUGCAAGUGGUAUAUGGACAACUGGUAGAUCAAUACAGAAUUUAAUAGAUAGAAGCUCUCAUGAACAAAGUAUAGGAUUAACAAAUAGAGAUUCCUUUUGUUCGUGGUUAGGUAUAGUUGGCAGUGCAGUUGGUUUAAUAAGCAAUAGUGGAAAUGUUAUUCUUACUAAACUUAUAAAAAAUGGUAGUGAUAUAAGCAAUGCAGCUAAAGUUGCAUACAAUGCAUUAGUUUUAAGUAAUUUAGGUAUUAAUGGUUUUGGUGUAGGAUAUCAGGCAUAUUGUAUGUACCAAAGAUAUCAAAAAGAAGGUCAAAUUCAUAUAUUAGAUAUGGUAUCUCUGUCAGCUCAUUUAUUAUUCUUUGGUAAUUCAGUUAUAAAUUUACAGUUUGCAGAAGAUCUCAUUAGAUCUACUCAAGGUAAAAUUUUAGAUGAAUAUAGAUCUACAUUGCGUUCUAAACAUCUUCGUAGACAAUUUAAUCGUACAAAACAUAUUGCUGCUACAAACAAUACAGAUAAAGUGUCAGAAAAUGCUGAAGUAAUACGUUAUAUCAAUAGAAAGAUAGAUUUACAAUUAAAAAAUAAUUUGGGUAAUAUUUCCACACAAAAAACCAUUAUAUUUUUUGAAAAUGGAAAAUUAAUAAUUUGUGGCGUUCAUUUGUUAAAUCCAAUGAGAUUUGUAGAAAUAUUAAUUAAUAAUGAUCAAUUUUCAAGUGAAAAGAAAUUUUUAUUUAAUAAUGAAAAUAAUGAUAGUAAAGAUAUGUUCUUCAUAUUAAAAGAUUUGCUUUUGAAUUUAUUAAAAAAUGUAUUUUUAAAUGAUAAUAGCAAAGAAGAAUAUGAAUCUGAAUUUGAUAAUAUUUUAAAUGAUAUGAAAUGUAUGAAUAAUGCUCCAAAUAUUUUUAUUUUAAUAUUUGAAAUAUCUCUUACUUUAAUAACACAAUCUCAAUUUUGUUCAGAAUAUAUA